Molecule: messenger RNA, 9507 nt
Organism: Rhinopithecus roxellana (golden snub-nosed monkey)
Lineage: Eukaryota; Metazoa; Chordata; Mammalia; Primates; Cercopithecidae
Gene: IRS1
Product: insulin receptor substrate 1
Exons: 2
Coding region: 1010-4747 (1245 amino acids)
Biological process (GO): insulin receptor signaling pathway
Cellular component (GO): cytosol; plasma membrane
Molecular function (GO): insulin receptor binding; phosphatidylinositol 3-kinase binding
Source: RefSeq, a predicted model, not a curated record
CGGCGGCGCGGUCGGAGGGGGCCGGCGCGCAGAGCCAGACGCCGCCGCCGCUUGUUUUGGUUGGGGCUCUCGGCAACUCUCCGAGGAGGAGGAGGAGGGAGGAGGGGAGAAGUAACUGCAGCGGCAGCGCCUCCCUAGGAACAGGCGUCUUCCCCGAACCCUUCAAAACCUCCCCCAUCGCCUCUCGCCCUUGCCCCCUCCCCUCCUCCCCUGCCGACUGGAGCGAGGGGCAGGGAUGAGCCUGUCCCUCCGGUCGGUCCCCAGCUGCACUGGCUGCCUGGUAGCGUUUCGCAUGGAAAAGCCACUUUCUCCGCCCGCCGAGAUGGGCCCGAAUGGGGGCUGCAGAGGACGCGCCCGCGGGCGGCGGCAGCAGCAGCAGCAGCAGCAACAGCCGCAGCGCCGCGGUCUCUGCGAUUGAGCUGGUAUUUGGGCGGCUGGUGGCGGCUGGGACGGUUGGGGGGUGGGAGGAGGCGAAGGAGGAGGAGGGAGAACCCCGUGCAACGUUGGGACUUGGCAACCCGCCUCCCCCUGCCCAAGGAUAUUUAAUUUGCCUCGGGAAUCGCUACUUCCAGAGGGGAACUCAGGAGGGAAGGCGCGCGCGCGCGCGCUCCUGGAGGGGCACCGCAGGGACCCCCGACUGUCGCCUCCCCGCGCCAGACUCCAGCUGGGGCCACGAGAGAUGCAUCUUCGCCCCUUCCUGGUGGCGGCGGCGGCUGAGAGGAGACUUGGCUCUCGGAGGAUCGGGGCUGCCCUCACCCCGGACGCACUGCCUCCCCGCCGGGCGUGAAGCGCCCGAAAACUCCGGUCGGGCUCUCUCCUUGGCUCAGCAGCUGCGUCCUCCUUCAGCAGCCCCUCCCCGGCACGGGGGGCGGCGUGGAUUUCGGAGUCGGGGUUUCUGCUGCCUCCAGCCCUGUUUGCAUGUGCGGGGCCGCAGCGAGGAGCCUCCGCCCCCCACCCGGUUGUUUUUCGGCGCCUCCCUCUGCUCAGCGGCAGUGGUGGCGGCAGCAGCAUGGCGAGCCCUCCGGAGAGCGAUGGCUUCUCGGACGUGCGCAAGGUGGGCUACCUGCGCAAACCCAAGAGCAUGCACAAACGCUUCUUCGUACUGCGCGCGGCCAGCGAGGCUGGGGGCCCGGCGCGCCUCGAGUACUACGAGAACGAGAAGAAGUGGCGGCACAAGUCGAGCGCCCCCAAACGCUCUAUCCCCCUUGAGAGCUGCUUCAACAUCAACAAGCGGGCUGACUCCAAGAACAAGCACCUGGUGGCUCUCUACACCCGGGACGAGCACUUUGCCAUUGCGGCGGACAGCGAGGCGGAGCAAGACAGCUGGUACCAGGCUCUCCUACAGCUACACAACCGUGCCAAGGGUCACCACGACGGAGCUGCGGCCCUCGGGGCGGGAGGUGGCGGGGGCAGCUGCAGCGGCAGCUCCGGCCUUGGUGAGGCCGGGGAGGACUUGAGCUACGGUGACGUGCCCCCAGGACCCGCGUUCAAAGAGGUCUGGCAGGUGAUCCUGAAGCCCAAGGGCCUGGGUCAGACAAAGAACCUGAUUGGUAUCUACCGCCUCUGCCUGACCAGCAAGACCAUCAGCUUCGUGAAGCUGAACUCGGAGGCAGCCGCCGUGGUGCUGCAGCUGAUGAACAUCAGGCGCUGCGGCCACUCGGAGAACUUCUUCUUCAUCGAGGUGGGCCGUUCUGCCGUGACGGGGCCCGGGGAGUUCUGGAUGCAGGUGGAUGACUCCGUAGUGGCCCAGAACAUGCACGAGACCAUCCUGGAGGCCAUGCGGGCUAUGAGCGAUGAGUUCCGCCCUCGCAGCAAGAGCCAGUCCUCGUCCAACUGCUCCAACCCCAUCAGCGUCCCCCUGCGCCGGCACCAUCUCAACAACCCCCCGCCCAGCCAGGUGGGGCUGACCCGCCGAUCUCGCACUGAGAGCAUCACCGCCACCUCCCCGGCCAGCAUGGUGGGCGGGAAGCCAGGCUCCUUCCGCGUCCGCGCCUCCAGUGACGGCGAAGGCACCAUGUCCCGCCCAGCCUCGGUGGAUGGCAGCCCUGUGAGUCCGAACACCAACAGAACCCACGCCCACCGGCAUCGGGGCAGCGCCCGGCUGCACCCCCCGCUCAACCACAGCCGCUCCAUCCCCAUGCCAGCUUCCCGCUGCUCGCCUUCGGCCACCAGCCCCGUCAGUCUGUCGUCCAGCAGCACCAGUGGCCAUGGCUCCACCUCGGAUUGUCUCUUCCCACGGCGAUCUAGUGCUUCGGUGUCUGGUUCCCCCAGCGAUGGCGGUUUCAUCUCCUCAGAUGAGUAUGGCUCCAGUCCCUGCGAUUUCCGGAGUUCCUUCCGCAGUGUAACUCCAGAUUCCCUGGGCCACACCCCACCAGCCCGCGGUGAGGAGGAGCUAAGCAACUAUAUCUGCAUGGGCGGCAAGGGGCCCUCCACCCUGACCGCCCCCAACGGUCACUACAUUUUGUCUCGGGGUGGCAAUGGCCACCGCCACACCCCAGGAACAGGCUUGGGCACGAGUCCAGCCUUGGCUGGGGAUGAAGCAUCCAGUGCUGCGGAUCUGGAUAAUCGCUUCCGAAAGAGAACUCACUCUGCAGGCACAUCCCCUACCAUUACCCACCAGAAGACCCCGUCCCAGUCCUCAGUGGCUUCCAUUGAGGAGUAUACAGAGAUGAUGCCUGCCUACCCACCAGGAGGUGGCAGUGGAGGCCGACUGCCGGGACACAGGCACUCUGCCUUCGUGCCCACCCACUCCUACCCAGAGGAGGGUCUGGAAAUGCACCCCUUGGAGCGUCGGGGGGGCCACCACCGCCCAGACAGCUCUACCCUCCACACUGAUGAUGGCUACAUGCCCAUGUCCCCAGGGGUGGCCCCAGUGCCCAGCAGCCGAAAGGGCAGUGGAGACUAUAUGCCCAUGAGCCCCAAGAGCGUGUCUGCCCCACAGCAGAUCAUCAAUCCCAUCAGACGCCAUCCCCAGAGAGUGGACCCCAAUGGCUACAUGAUGAUGUCCCCCAGCGGCGGCUGCUCUCCUGACAUUGGAGGUGGCCCCAGCAGCAGCAGCAGUGCCAUCCCUUCCGGGAGCAGCUAUGGAAAGCUGUGGACAAACGGGGUAGGGGGCCACCACUCUCAUGUCUUGCCUCACCCCAAACCCCCAGUGGAGAGCAGCGGUGGCAAGCUCUUACCUUGCACAGGUGACUACAUGAACAUGUCACCAGUGGGGGACUCCAACACCAGCAGCCCCUCCGACUGCUACUGUGGCCCUGAGGACCCCCAGCACAAGCCAGUCCUCUCGUACUACUCAUUGCCAAGAUCCUUUAAGCACACCCAGCGCCCCGGGGAGCCAGAGGAGGGUGCCCGGCAUCAGCACCUCCGCCUUUCCACUAGCUCUGGUCGCCUUCUCUAUGCUGCAGCAGCGGAUGAUUCUUCCUCCUCCACCAGCAGCGACAGCCUGGGUGGGGGAUACUGUGGGGCUAGGCUGGAGCCCAGCCUUCCACAUCCCCACCAUCAGGUUCUGCAGCCCCAUCUGCCUCGAAAGGUGGACACGUCUGCUCAGACCAAUAGCCGCCUGGCCCGGCCUACAAGGCUGUCCCUGGGGGAUCCCAAGGCCAGCACCUUACCUCGGGCCCGAGAGCAGCAGCAGCAGCAGCAGCAGCAGCAGCAACAGCAGCCCCUGCUGCACCCUCCGGAGCCCAAGAGCCCAGGGGAAUAUGUGAAUAUUGAAUUCGGGAGUGAUCAGCCUGGCUACUUGUCUGGCCCGGUGGCUUCCCGUAGCUCACCUUCUGUCAGGUGCCCAUCCCAGCUCCAGCCAGCUCCCAGAGAGGAAGAGACUGGCACUGAGGAGUACAUGAAGAUGGACCUGGGGCCGGGCCGGAGGGCAGCCUGGCAGGAGAGCACUGGGGUCGAGAUGGGCAGACUGGGCCCCGCACCUCCCGGGGCUGCUAGCAUUUGCAGGCCUACCCGGGCAGUGCCCAGCAGCCGGGGUGACUAUAUGACCAUGCAGAUGAGUUGUCCCCGCCAGAGCUAUGUGGACACCUCGCCAAUUGCCCCUGUAAGCUAUGCUGACAUGCGGACAGGCAUUGCUGCAGAGGAGGUGAGCCUGCCCAGGGCCACCAUGGCUGCUGCCUCCUCAUCCUCAGCAGCCUCUGCUUCCCCCACUGGGCCUCAAGGGGCAGCAGAGCUGGCUGCCCACUCAUCCCUGCUGGGGGGCCCACAAGGACCUGGGGGCAUGAGCGCCUUUACCCGGGUGAACCUCAGUCCUAACCGCAACCAGAGUGCCAAAGUGAUCCGUGCAGACCCACAAGGGUGCCGGAGGAGGCAUAGCUCCGAGACCUUCUCCUCAACACCCAGUGCCACCCGGGUGGGCAACACAGUGCCCUUUGGAGCCGGGACAGCAAUAGGGGGCGGUGGCGGCAGCAGCAGCAGCGAGGAUGUGAAACGCCACAGCUCUGCUUCCUUUGAGAAUGUGUGGCUGAGGCCUGGGGAACUUGGGGGAGCCCCCAAGGAGCCAGCCCAACUGUGUGGGGCUGCUGGGGGUUUGGAGAAUGGUCUUAACUACAUAGAUCUGGAUUUGGUCAAGGAUUUCAAACAGCGCCCUCAGGAGUGCAGCCCUCAACCGCAGCCUCCCCCACCCCCACCUCCUCAUCAACCCCUGGGUAGCAGUGAGAGCAGCUCCACCCGCCGCCGCUCAAGUGAGGAUUUAAGCGCCUAUGCCAGCAUCAGUUUCCAGAAGCAGCCAGAGGACCUUCAGUAGCUCAACUGGACAUCACAGCAGAAUGAAGACCUAAAUGACCUCAGCAAAUCCUCCUCUAACUCAUGGGUGCCCAGACUCUAAAUAUUUCACGAUUCACAACUAGGACCUCAUGUCUUCCUCAUCAGUAGAUGGUACGAUGCAUCCAUUUCAGUUUGUUUACUUUAUCCAAUCCUCAGGAUUUUAUUGACUGAACUGCACGUUCUAUAUUGUGCCAAGCAAAAAAAAAAAAAAAAAAAAAAAAAAGCACUGUGACACCAGAACAAGGAGUCUGCAUAAACUUCAUCUUCAACCUUAAGGACUUAGCUGGCUACAAUGAGCUGAUGUGCCCAUCACCAUGUCAUGAGAGAAUGGGUUUACUCUCAAUGCAUUUACAAGAUCCAUUUCAUCUGCUGCUGAAACUGUGUACGACAAAGCAUCAUUGUAAAUUAUUUCAUACAAAACUGUUCACGUUGGGUGGAGAGAGUAUUAAAUAUUUAACAUAGGUUUUGAUUUAUAUGUGUAAUUUUUUUAAUGAAAAUGUAACUUCUCUUACAGCACAUCUUUUUUUUGGAUGUGGGACGGAGAUAUACAAUGUUCUGUUGUAAAGAGUGGAGCAAAUGCUUAAAACAAGGCUUAAAAGAGUAGAAUAGGGUAUGAUCCUUGUUUUCAAGAUUGUAAUUCAGAAAAAAUAAUAUAAGAAUCAUAGUGCCAUAGAUGGUCCUCAAUUGUAUAGUUAUAUUUGCUGAUACUAUCUCUUGUAAUAUAAAUCUGAUGUUGAGCUGAGUUCCUCAUAAGAAGUACUCUUAAUUUUGUAUUUUUUCCUAUAAGACAAUAGGCCAUGUUAAUUAAACUGAAGAAGGAUAUAUUUGACUGGGUGUUUUUAAGUGUCAGCUUAAAAUUGGCAAUUGAAUGGAAGCAAAAUUAUAAGAAGAGGAAAUCAAAGUCUUCCAUUGUAUAUAUUGUAAAGAGAAGGAGAUGGGUGAUUCCUUCAAAUCAAAAACUGUCUUUGGAAUGAACAAUGUGGGUGUUUAUAAAUUCUGGAAAUGUCUUUCUAUUCAUAAUAAACUAGAUACUGUUGAUCUUUUCUUCUCUCCCUCCCCCCACCACUUCUGUAAGUUUCCACUCUAUUCCCACCAUUUUUUUUCUGUGCACACAUUAUGAUAUAUUUCAUUUCCUGCAUUGUCUUGAGAAAGAUGAUAAGACAAGUGAGGUCUUGCUAACCAGAAAUUAAAAUUCCAGAAAGUGUUUUGCAUUAUGACCAGGGCUACGUGUCACUUUCCCUAAGACCCUUACCUUAUCUCGUAUUUUUUGAGAACUUCCAGUGUUACAUUAUUUAACUGAAUGUAAUUGGCCCAUUUGCCUUGGUGGGUGCUGGCCUAUUAGUGAUUAGUUAAUAACACACAGUAUACAGAGAGCACAUAAAAGCUUAAUGAUCUGCUACUGAAACAUCUAGCCAGCAGUGAAAAUGUUAAUUCUUUUCUUGUUUGGAAAGUAUACACGUCUUGGAAUUUUUUCCAUGUGAAAAAGAAAUGGCAAUGAAUGCAUUUAAAGAUAUUGCCGACAGAUUUUUAAAUCUUUUUUACCAGGACACUUCUGAAAGGUUAAAUGAAUUAAUGCACUUAUCAGGCUCCUUCUGAGUCUGUGUGAGCCUCUAUCUCUCUCUCAGGAAUUCCCAGCCCUACUAUUGGAAGGAGCAACAUUUUAUUUCUCUGAACACCUAAGCUCCCUGGGUGGGAGUGGGGACUACAAAGUAGGGGCCAGGGUUGGAGGGCAUUGUGGUGGCUGCUGCCUCCUGAUGAACUGUGUGGGGACCCCAGCUCUACUCAAAAGGGAGCAGAGAUAAAUGGAACCCCUCACACUGCUGAGGCCCGUGUUACUGUUCAUUCAACCAGAUGGCAUGUACCUCACAGACUGUUGUGCAAUGUUCAUUGUUGCAGAUUUUAAUCAUUUGCAUGCUCAUCAAUUUCUAAGAUAAAUAGGGUCUAGAGUCAUAAGAAUCCAUUGUUUUCAAGGAACUUGCAGAAUUACAUCAUUUCCUAUUAGUAGAGAGGACUACCCAUUUUGAAAAUCUGAUAUGAAAGUUGUUUUUUACUCUUUUGUAAAAAAGACUUUCUUAGUCAAACUAACUUUUCAUAUUUUCAAGCAUUCUGAUUCAUACGCUUGCUAGUGGAAGACGAGAGCAAGCUGCCCUGCUCUUUUCCUUUGAGGACUGAAAUAGUUAAAGAGAAAUCAAUGAAGAAAGUCACUCCCAACCGUUUUCCUGUAAAGCUGGUUAUUAUUUCUCAAGGAACCUACACUUUGAAUAUGUGUUACCGAGAUACCUCUGCAUGUGGAAUUAUCAACAUGUUUUGGAUGAGAGCAGAAAUGAACAGACUGGAAAAAUCUAUCUCUUGGUUUCUAUUUCUCUGACUUUUUGAGUCAAAUAGCAUAAAGGUAGAAAUUCUUAUUUAAGCUGCUUCUAGUGGUACCUGAGCUGGUUUUGAUGGUGGCAUCAAACUACCAAUUUAAAACUGGAAGUUGCUGGUACUCAAACCAAAAACUCAUGCUCUGGCAACACAAGGGGUUUCCUUUGAGCAAUGUCAGUCAGCUGCUAAGUCCUUGUGUUCAGUUCCCAUUGAGGAGAGUUGGCUUUUAUCCAUUUCAAAGGAUUUGUAGGCCAGCCAAGGGCUUUCAUUAUUGAGGCUUCUAGUGGCCUCUGGUUAACCUAGAAGUUAGUGGGUUUUUCUUCAUGACACCAACCUCUCACAGCGUUCUUCCUUAGAGACUUAGGCAGAGUUUUAAAAUCCUCUUUUAUGAAAAGAACAAAUAUGUUUCAUGACUUUGAUGAUAUCUUCAUUCUGGGCAAAAGAAUGGCCCUAGAACCAGCUAGAAGGGAAGAGAAUCCAUUAAUGAUCAACCACCUGAGUCAAUAAUGACAAAUCAGUACCGAUGUUACAUUUGUGGCUAUUUCUUGCUGACUUUCAAAGGUCAAGGACUCUCUUGACUAAUCUAGUGACUGCAAAAAUGGAUCUACUAAAAAUCAUCUAGCCAGAAGUAGAGAUUUUUAACCUUUCCUUCUCUGGCUUUUGUCUUCUAGCUAUCAUUUAAAUUUGAGACAUUUGAAGUAUUAAGAAACAAUUUUUCUGUAUGGUAAGAAACAGUAUUUUACAAUACUGAAGCCCUAUUUUAUUCAGUCUUGCAUCCUGAAUGCAAUAUAACACAAAGUCGGAAACUUUUAUUUACUGCAGAUGGUUAAAAAAAGGGCCGGGGGGGAGGUGGUAAGGGUUUCACCAUCCACUGACAAUGAGAGCCAUGAAAAAUAGUAUCCAUGUGCAGUCUUCCAACUGCUGGUGACAGUGAUCCUAUAUUUGAUCUCAUGCUGCUUUUGCAGAGUGCUCUGUAGGUCAGUCCAUCACACAAGGAGGCCCUGAAUCCAGACACUGUGAAUCAAGACCUUGACUGGGGAGAGACAGGACCCUUUUGGUAGGAAUGGGAAGGAGAAUGGGUGGAAGCCAAUAUGAAAUUUCUUCUUUGCAAUGACUUGACAUGGGAGUUAAUGUUCCUAGGAUACCAUGAAUGAUGAAUGUUAGUUGGAGGUAAUGUAUAUGUGUGUGUGUGUGUGUGUAUAUAUAUAUGACGUGUGUGUGUGUAUGUGACGUGUGUGUGGGGUGUGUGUGUAUAUAGAUAUACACUAGAUAUAUAGAUGUAUAUAUACAUCUGUAUAUGUAUAUGUGUGUAUAGGCUUGUGAGAAACUUGAGAGGAAGAAGCAUGCUCUAGGAAUGUGAGGAAAUAUGACCUUGCCAAGACUAAAACACCUCCAGAAUGUGAGCUCAGGGAGAACAAAAACAGCCCCAUAGUCAGUAGAACACCGAGGAUAAACACUGGUGCCGUGGGUCAUUUCGGAGGCAGCACCACAGAAGAUCUUCGUAGUCCUUCCAUAGUUCUGUAAGUCUGUCUCCUAAGUAUGGGUAGAGAAAGUGUAACCUGUUGUGUGUCUCCCACUGCUUGUAAACAGAGCAUCAUAUUAAGUGCAGGGAGGAGGUGGAAUGAUAUUGGAGGUGCUUAACCCUCCUCGAGGAAUUUAUUAUGAAUAAAGAGCUUAUAAUUAGCUAAUAUGAUCAGAAAACACAUGACUUACGUGGAGAGUUAUCUUUCUUUUCUAGUUUGUGAAUGACUUGCCAUUUGUGACAGAUACACCAAAAAGAUCUGGUGUUUUAGACUUCUGCCAUUCACCUGGCAUUUAAAUCUCUCUUUCCUUAUGCUGUUAACCAGUAUGCCAUAGGAUAGGAUAAAUUCAGUAAACAAGAAAACUUGUCCGUAUUUGCAUAGACAUUUGUAGGGUUUUUUGUUUUUUUUUUUUCCUUUUUAGAACUUCGCCAUUGGCUUAAGAAUGUAGUUCCCCAAACAAUUUUUUUCUUGCAAAGUACUUUCCUUACACCUCUGGGCUACAGGGUGGGCCAAAUUAAACACAUAUGUAUUUUCAUUUAAUGUAUGUGUAGUUUGGUUUGUCAUCUUAAGAUGGUGGUGCUGUCCCUGGUGCUACUUCAUCUGUGUACACAAAGACCAAUGCAUGGUCUGUAUUGCUACCAAAACAUUUACUGUAUAUAUGUGUAUAACAUGUAUUAUGUAUAUAUGUAAUGGGUACCAGGCCAGGUAUAUAUUUUUUAUUUAGAAGUGUUUCACUUUUCCAAGUUUUCUUUAUAGUGUUAUGCUUAUUUUCAAUUUUUUUUUUUCCUGAUUCUGUCUGGUACUUAGAAUUGUAGUGUCUUUAUCAUCAAUUAAAGAAAACUGUCUAAAUGAA